Molecule: messenger RNA, 2859 nt
Organism: Klebsormidium nitens
Lineage: Eukaryota; Viridiplantae; Streptophyta; Klebsormidiophyceae; Klebsormidiales; Klebsormidiaceae
Source: the annotation of a GenBank genome assembly
GUUGCUGAAGUAAACGAAAAUAGACGAGAAGGAAAGCACGCUCUAGGCGGUGGUGCAGAUCUCGUUCUGCAAGGAAGAAGCAGCGUCUCGCCAUGGCUUCCUCCACCAUGGCUGCCGCAUCGCGUGCUGCUCUCAGCGGGGCGGUUGCUGCUGCCCCUGGGGCCGCGCAGGCGUCCAAGAGUGCCCGGCACAAUGCCGCUGCAAGCCCCCGGUGUAAAGCACCAACCACUCCGAAGGGACUCGCUGUUGAGGGACUUAGGACGAAUGCUCAGACCGGCAGCUUUAGGAGCUUCCUAGGGGGGGCUGACCUCAGGAAAGGACUGAAUGUGGCACAUGUGCAGCAAAAGACAACUGCUCCUAGGCGGGGGGUCAUUGCUGCGGCCGCGGCAGAUGAUGGCGCCAAGCGCGUUGUCUCCCUCAAGGACUACCGCAACAUCGGUAUUAUGGCGCACAUUGACGCUGGCAAGACCACAACCACUGAGCGGGUUCUUUUCUACACUGGGAAGAGUUACAAGAUUGGCGAGGUGCACGAGGGAACGGCCACGAUGGACUGGAUGGAGCAGGAGCAAGAGCGUGGGAUUACAAUCACAAGUGCUGCCACCACUUGCUCGUGGAAAGACCACAGGAUCAACAUCAUUGACACGCCAGGUCACGUGGACUUCACCCUUGAGGUCGAGCGUGCUCUCCGUGUGCUGGACGGCAGUGUGUGCCUGUUCGAUUCCGUGGCCGGAGUCGAGCCCCAGUCCGAGACGGUGUGGCGCCAGGCCGACAAGUACGGCGUGCCCCGUAUCUGCUUCGUGAACAAGAUGGACAGGCUGGGGGCAAACUUCUUCAGGACCGUCGACAUGAUCAUCGCCAACCUGGGCGCGACUCCCGCUGUCCUGCAGCUGCCCAUCGGCGCGGAGGACACUUUUGCCGGCAUUGUCGAUCUGGUAACCAUGAAGGCGGUCAUUUGGAACGGAGAAGAGCUGGGCGCUUCUUUUGAGACUGUGGACAUCCCUGAGGAUCUCCAGGACCAGGCUCAGGAGUACCGCGAGAAGCUGGUGGAGCUGGCGGUGGAGCAGGACGAGGCGGCUAUGGAGGCUUUCCUGGAGGGCAACGAGCCCGACGAGGCGACGCUCAAAGCGCUUAUCCGCAAGGGCACAAUCAGUCUCUCGUUCGUCCCCGUCACGUGCGGAUCUGCGUUCAAGAACAAGGGCGUGCAGCCCAUGCUCGAUGCCGUCAUCGAUUAUCUCCCCUCCCCCCUCGAUCUUCCCGACAUGAAGGGUUCCGAGGUCGACGAUCCCGAGAAGCCGAUGACCCGGCCCCCGAGCGACGAUGCCCCGUUCUCAGGACUCGCGUUCAAGAUCAUGACGGAUCCGUUCGUUGGGUCGCUGACGUUCUUGCGGAUCUACUCUGGGACACUCGCGUCGGGGACGUAUGUGAUGAACGCGGCCAAGGGCAAGAAGGAGCGGAUUGGGCGGUUGUUGGAGAUGCACGCUAACAGUCGGGAGGACAUCAAGAUGGCCCGGACGGGCGACAUCGUUGCGCUGGCAGGACUGAAGGAUACUAUUACGGGAGACACUCUGUGCGACAUGGACAAGCCGAUUGUGCUGGAGCGCAUGGAAUUCCCCGACCCCGUUAUCAAGAUUGCGAUUGAGCCCAAGUCGAAGGCUGACCUGGACAAGAUGUCGACGGGGCUGAUCAAGCUGGCGCAGGAGGACCCCUCGUUCCACUUUUCUCGGGACGAGGAGACCAACCAGACUGUCAUUGAGGGCAUGGGGGAGCUGCAUCUGGAGAUUCUGGUUGACAGGCUUAAGAGAGAGUUCAAGGUGGAGGCCAACGUGGGCGCCCCUCAGGUGAACUACCGCGAGUCCAUCAGCCGACCGUACGACUGCAAGUACACGCACAAGAAGCAGUCGGGCGGGCAGGGCCAAUUCGCUGAGGUCGCCAUCAAGUUUGAGCCUGCAGAACCCGGUACCGGGUUCGAGUUCAAGAACGAGAUCAAGGGAGGAGUGGUGCCAAAGGAGUACAUCCCGGGUGUGAUGAAGGGGCUAGAGGAUAUGAUGGGUACCGGUGUGCUGGCCGGUUUCCCCGUGGUCGACGUGCGCGCGACUCUGUACGACGGUUCAUACCACGAAGUCGAUUCGUCCGUGCUCGCGUUCCAGCUGGCAGCCCGGGGGGCGUUCCGGGAGGGUAUCGCAAAGGCCGGCCCGCGGCUACUAGAGCCCAUCAUGAAGGUCGAGGUUGUGACGCCCGAGGACCACCUGGGUGACGUCAUCGGUGACCUCAACUCGCGGCGUGGCAUGGUGUCCGGCUUCGCAGACAAGCCCGGAGGCAUGAAGGUCGUGGAUGCGGAGGUGCCCUUAGCUGAGAUGUUCAACUACGUCAGCAACCUGCGGGGCAUGUCCAAGGGCCGGGCGCAGUACACCAUGCAGCUGGCUAAGUUCGACACCGUGCCUCAGCAUAUCCAAAACGACAUUGCCUCCAAGGCGGGUGGUGUUACAGUUUAGGGUCCGUUUGCAGGGUUGGUUGGGCGCUGCAUUUCUUGGCGCUUUAGAAGAGCUGGCUCUCCGUGUCCCAAUUGCAUUGGUUGGGGCUUCCGAAUUUGAAAACUGCUGUUUUCCAAAUUAUUGAUUGGUCAUAGAUAUCAGGUAUACUCACUGCGGAGCUUUCGUUUCUGCCCUGCCAUUCUGAGUACAUCAAAUCAUGUGUCAGUCAGCGAAUGGGAAUUCCUCAUCUACCAGACAACAACUGACCUGGCCACUGUUCCGAAUUUGCUAGAUCAGAGGCUGCCAUGUGACAUACAUGCUGUGGCCAUAUAUCGGGUCGAAAGUCCGAGUGUGUAUGAAUAAGUGGUUUAAACUGGCAUGAAACGGC